This is a messenger RNA of Angiostrongylus costaricensis, 3207 nucleotides long. The record is from the annotation of a GenBank genome assembly. NCBI's taxonomy places the organism in Eukaryota, Metazoa, Nematoda, Chromadorea, Rhabditida, Metastrongylidae.
AUGUUAAGAAAGUUACGGCUCGAAAGCGUAGUUGAGCGCUGGACGAGCAGUAAAUGUCAAGUACGAGCAGUGACCGAUAUCAGAUAUGCGAAGUCUAUCCGCCACCAUGAAGCGUCCGAUGAUUCCACUCUUCACCGCGACGGACCACACUCCGUGUUCAUGUUGGGCAACCUUGAGAACGACCAGCCAGCUGAUCCGGCAGCUCGAUUUUCGGAAGGAGAUGUUGAGAAUCUCUCUUUGGAUGAUCCUGCUUGCGGAAUAGUAUGGAAGGACUUGAAAGAACGUAAUUCUGAAGUGGAUGCAUUGAAGAAAAAAUUGCAGAAAGCAGAAAAGGACAGGCAACAAUGGGAGGCACAGAAACGACAGCUGGAGUCGAAGUUGCCGAUCGACGUCCAACUUCUGAUGGCGCAAAAGCGAGAACUUACCAUGCAGUUGGAUCGGGAGCAAAACGAAAAGCACGAACUGUUUCUUCAAAUGAACUCAAUGGUAGCUCAGCUCGCUGACACACAGCCGCCGGGUGAAGUAGAAAAACUCAAAUCGCACAACCUGGAGCUGCAACGACGGGUAGAAGAACUUGAGGCGGACAUUGAGGAAACCAAGAAGGAGCUGCAUAUGAAAGCAGCCGCUUUGCAGUCUUUGAUGCUGGCCACGCAGGACUGUGCAAAGGCAGAUCGCUUAAAAGAAGAAAAGGAAGCCUUGGAGAAAUUGCUUGAGGAAUCCGAAGCGGCACUGGCAGCAUCUAGGCGUGAGGUACAAACCAAGAAUGAAGAGAUCAAGAAAUUGCUCAGGCAGUCAGAAGAUAGUAGCUCAUCAUCGCAAAAGCUGGAUGUGUUUAAAAAGAAGCUGGAUGAUACAGAGAGAGCUCUUCAGUUUGAGAUUGAAAAUAAGGAAUCUUUAAUGAAAUCCUGCGAAAAGCUGCUCGCCGACGGUAAGCAAGCAGAAGAAAAAAUCAAGGAAUGGCGGUUGAAACACGAAGAAGAUGAAACAGUGAUAGCCAACCUUAGGAAUGAGCUACAAAGGCUGGAAAAGCUUGCACAGGACGAGGCCGCACACAAUCGUCGCUGGGAAUUUGAGCGGUCCGAAGAAGUGAGGACCCUCACUGAGAAGCUGGUGAAGUUCGAAGCUGAGCUGAAGGAGAAGGAAAGCAAAAUAGAUUCAAUACGAUUGCAACUACUGACAGCUCAAUCUCGAGCAGAACAGACUGAGGCCGACUUGAAGGCAAAAGAACAACAGUUGGUGAAUGCCGAACGCAGAGUGCAGCAACUACAGGCGCAACUCGACGUCUUGGGGAAGGAUACUGUUGAGGUGGAUAUCCUGCGAGAGGAGCUGAGGGAGGCGGAAAGCCGCUAUGACGCUGUUGUUUUGCGCCAUCAGGAGUCCGAGACGACAACACUCCGCGCGGAACUCGAAGCGUCUCAUGGCGAACUCAGUGACACCAAAGACACAUUGCAGAAUUUGGAACGCGAGCUCUCCGAUGUGAAAGCCGAAAAAAAGAAGUUGGAGUCAAAAGCGUCCGUAGCCGAAGAACUGAGUACACUCAUGACAUCGCUCUCAGCUGUUCGUGCUGAGAAUGGACAAUUCCAAGAGGAGAUCAGAUCGCUGCAUGCUGAGGUGCAAGAACUAAAGGAGGAACUGGAGCGGUCAGUGGAAUUAUGUGAAGAGUGGAAGGGGCGUGCGGAAGUAGCGGAGAGGGAAAAAGAAAUAAUGGAAAAGCAAAUUAGCGGUGAAAAAGAGAAAUUUUUUGCCGUUUCUUCAACGACCAAGCAACACAGGUCAGAUCAGUUGAGGUCAGAGAACGGCAGUGAACUGGAAACUGAAAACAACAAACUAAGGGAAGACACUCGUGUUUUGCACGAAGAGCUCUUGAAGGUCAAAAGUGAGCAAAAAGCUAACGAAGAGGAAUCCAUGAGAAAGCUGCAAGAACUGACGGAGAAGUGUGAUGCGUUGCAGAAAGAGGCGAGUAGUAGCCGGUUAAAAUGUGAAGCGUUGGAAGAAGAACAUAAUCGUUUCCGUGAUUUAACUAACAGGGAGAAAAACGAAUGGUUCGAAAGUUCGGAGGAACAACGUGGAAGGGUCAAAAGGCUUUUGCAAGAAGUGGAGGAAUAUAAGGAAAAACUUAAAGCCGCUGAAGAAUUAGCGACUGAGGAGACGAAAAAACACAAAAUGGCUUGCGAAAUGUUGGCAGUAGUGGAGAAAGAAUACGAAGAAAUGAAAAGCACUUUGAGGAGCAUUCAAGGAGUUUCGACACAUUCUCUGGAUAGACUUCAAGAUUCCGAGAAUUUGGCUGCUCAGAUAAAGCAACAGUUUGAGGAACUUGAAAAGCAGAACGCAGCCAAGUUGGACGAAAUGGCGACAUCACAUAAGGCGUACAAAGAGAGGUUGGACAAGCGAAUAGAAGAUAUGGAAGCAGCAAGACUCGAACAAGUGAAGGAGUUAGAAAGGCAAAAGAAUGAGAGCGCAGCGAUUUACCAGGAAAAGCUAGAGUUGGCCGAGAAGCGGCUUGCGGAUGCCGAAGAAUCACACCGGAUCGAGUGCGAACGACUGGAGAUCGCUUUGAGAGAGAAGGCCUCUGCUCCUGGGGUAGAAGAACUGCAACGGGUUAGGGACGAAGCGGAAGCAGCUGCUAAGGAGCAGAACGAGAAACUGAAUAAAAAGGUAGCCGAUCUCGAGAAUCGACUCAAUCAAGCUUCGAAGAAUAACACGGAAAUGAUCGCCAAUAUGCGUGACAUGUCAGCGUUGCUCGAAACCGAAGCGAAGAAACGGGAAGAGUUAACUCAGGAGCGGAGGAAAUGGAUGGAACAGCUGGAUGAGAUGGAACGGCAACUCGAAGAGGCCCGUAACAGUUCUGAAGAGGAGUCUAAGCUUGCUGCAGAGAAUGUUCGCUUAGCUAGCGAAAUGCUGAAAGCACAUUCACAAGCUGAAAAAACUCUGGAAGUGGAGAAGGAGCUGAUGACGAAGCAGUUCAGUGAUAAACUCAAAGUACGGAAAGACGAGCUAGCAUCUAUACAAGCAGAGCUGGACGCCGUUCGUAAGGAGAAGGCAAAACUUAAAGAAGAAGUAGAGAGCUUUCGCAGUAACAACAACGGGCAUCCAGUGCCUGCUGCCCGGCGGACUAUUUCAAAUAUGUCCACCUACACUUACAACACGCAAACAGACUUCAGUGAAAUUGAAGACGUACAGAGGUUACGGAGUGAAAUCGAUAAGUAA